AUGAACAAGACUUGGCAAAAGCUGCCCUUUGCCAUGGUGGACUGGAGGCCCCAGACAUCCUGCUCUCGGAAGAUCAGCAGUGAUAUCUCCCGAUCUUCUGCAUCGCUGGCUGAGGAUUCUGCAUCUGAUGUGAAGAAUGACUGGGGAGCUGAUCUAAAGGUCACCCAUCAUGGGGUGUCCGGCAAACUGGUCAUGGCUGGUUCUCAUUCCGAAGUAGCAAAGUUUGGUGAGAGUAAGGCCAACAAAGACCAAUACACCUUCCUCAAGCACCAUAUGAGUUGUGUCUAUUACAGCUUUCGACUUUCAGACCUCUCUCCGCUGAGCAAAGAUCUAAAACGGGCCUUGGAGUCUCUGCCACCGACUUAUAAUACCAACACUAAAGCAAACUACAGACGUCUAAUUAGCAUCUACGGCACUCAUUAUAUCACCAAAGCAGAUGUAGGAGGCAAAGUGCAAGAGGUCAACGCCAUCAAGACCUGUCAAGCCACCAUGGAUGGCAUGUCCAUGGAGGAUCUAAAAGAUUGUCUUAGCAUGGAGGCCUCAGUUUCUGUCAUUGGGAAAGGUGAAGCAAAUGCCAAAGCCAGCGCCUGCAAGGAGCUAAGCCAAAAACUCAACAGGGGGGAGAGUUUCCAUCAAACGUUCAAUGAGAAGAGUUGGGAGGUGAGAGGAGGGAAGAUCAAAUAUGAGCAGCUCUCCUUUGAUGUAAAGAAUGCAGAUGCCAGCGCUUUCAAGGCCUGGAUGGAAACCUUAAAGACUGACCCCGAUAUCGUAUCCUACUCUGUGGAGCCCAUCCACCACCUGGUUGAAGCCAACAGACCUCAGAGAGAGAGCCUACAGGAAGCCAUCAGCGAGUACAUCUUGGAGAAAGCCCUGCAUAGGAGCUGCUCUUGCCCACCGGGUUCCCAGCUGAGUCCUGGUAAAGAGUGCAACUGCGUUUGUCCUUCUGGUGGAGGCCAAAAUAUAAACUGUUGCUCCGAAAAAAGGGGAUUUUCCAAAGUGGUGGUCACUGUACAAAGUGCCUCAGGCCUUUGGGGUGACUACACUACAAAGACUGAUGCCUAUGUAAAAAUAAGUGCUGGGUCGAGUUAUGCUCGGACACACACCAUAUGGAACAACGAUAAUCCAAAAUGGCACGAACGGUUUGACCUCGGAGUUUUGGAACUCAGUCCAGGGUUUAGAUUGGAGGUGGAGGUUUGGGAUGAGGAUAGUAAAUUUGAUGAUGACCUGCUUGGAAAAUGUGAAAAACCAAUCAACAAUGGUGUGAAGGACGAGGUUUGUUACUUUGACCAUGGUAGUGUGACGUUUACAGUGAAUGUGCAAUGCCUCCCCCACCUGACUGGGCCCCUUUGUAGGGACUAUGCUCCUUCCACCAGUUAGACACGUCUUCUAUAGUCCAACCACUUACUUUAAAAGGAACUCCAAGCUCCAAAAACACUUUAAAAAGUUUGUUUGGGCCAAGCUGGCCCAAACUAUGUCCCUCACUAACUGGCCAAACUACUGUAACUAUGUCCCUCACUAACCUGUGAGGCCUCUGGAUGUGCGGUAUAAACUGUACGAAGCUGCGGCCACACACAGCAUAGCGCACCGUGUUCUGGGUGCGAGCCGAGACUUCUGGCGGGCUGAUGAUGUCACAACCUCUGAUUCAGCCAUUUAGAGGAAGCUUUGUAUCCAUUGAUAGAAUACAGGGCUUGCUCUGAGCGGCUGAGCGCCGCUGCUGUAGACUGAUCUGUGUUCUGGGUAUGAGACAGGAAGUCUCGGCUCCCCCCCGGAAACACAGUGCGGUAUGCUCUAUGUGGCCUCUAUGUGACACAUCCAGCGGCCUCACAGGUUACUAAGGGACAUUUGGUUUAUUUGGGCCAGGUUGGCCUCAACAAACUAUAUAAAGUGUUUUGAAAGAUGGCGCUCUUCUUAAAGGGGUUGU
Messenger RNA from Rana temporaria (common frog), 1921 nucleotides. RefSeq names its product perforin-1-like. The transcript is spliced from 3 exons. The coding region runs from base 1 to 1377 and encodes 458 amino acids. The record is from RefSeq and is a predicted model, not a curated record. Lineage: Eukaryota; Metazoa; Chordata; Amphibia; Anura; Ranidae.